CUUAAAUGUGGCUGUAUGAGCCUUGGUCAACAACACACAGUUCAGACCCCCUGCAGAGAAUUACCCAGCGGACAGAUGGCCGUGUGUUUUGGCUCCGGUGGCUCCCUGUCAGAGCUUCAGGGGCCGUUCAUUGAGCCCCCGUGCUCCCGUGCAGUUAAUUACCACAACAUGCACAAUUUGAUCAAGCUAACACAUGCAUAUGGCACACACACUUGAUGCUUUCUCACUUCACCAGGCGGAUUCACAUCCAUUGGUUGCGUGUUGCCAUUCUGUUCUCUCACCCUCAGGAUUAUUUUUAAGUUGCUAAGCAACAUCUUCACACCAGCAACCAGCAUGUAGAAUGUCAACAGUCAAAAGCACCCACAAGGAUGUGAAGAACUUGUAAUGUGGGCCUUGAUUUCGAAUUUGUGUUUAACGUCUCAGAAAUGGGCCACAUUAACAGGCUAGUCUUUAACCUCACAGGCGAGAGGUCCGGCUUGAGCCCUCUGUAUGGAAUUUCCAUGUUCUUCGCAUGCACAUUAAGAAAACAGGCAUGUCAGGUGAAGAUUCUAAAUUGUCAAUAGGUGUGAAUAUGAGUGUAGGUGGUGGUUGUAAAUGGUUUAUAUAUGUGCCCUGUGUACCUCUCCUCUUACCCAAAGUCAGCUUGGAUAGGUUUUUAUCUCACUCACAUUAAUGAAGGCAAGUGGGUGGAUAAUAAAAACUCUUAACUUGAUGGAUCUUUGCCUUUGUUUUGUAUCACCAUCCUGCCUAAGUCACUGGUCUGGAGAGUUUUUGGGCAAACCUACAAUUUUCCCACUCAGCCCCGACAGUCCUCGACCCCGUUUACCCCACCCAUUCGUGAUGUUGUGCAGCAAGCACCGUGUGAAGUUGCAGGAGCUGCGUGCUGCUAUUUGUGCCAGACUGCAACCCACCACCAAGCAGCAGCAGCAGCAGCAGCAGCAGCUUAUCGGAUCAAACCAUUCCAGCUCUCUAGGUUCGAGCAGCUGCCACCCCGGCCGUUUGCAUCGCACAAAAAGGCUCCGGUUGUAAGAUAGGCGCGCUCACUUUGCUCUACCGCCGAAAGAUUUGGGACGCUGCCGCCGAGAGGCUCCGGCGAGAUGCGCGCCCAAGCUGCGCCGGUACCCCCGUCGUGAAAGCGGCAGCAUCAGCCGCCGCCUGCAAUGGCGCUGUAGCCGCUCCAGUCAGUGUGCAUCCUCGCACACGGCUCCGCGGUGGCCAUUCCGUCCGGGACUCUUCCAACAAGCGUAUGGAUCGAAAAUGCGCCUUUCGAAAGCUUUCUGCAGCGAGAGCGUCAGUGUUUUGCUUUAGCUUCCACUGAGCGUGGGUUUCACUUCUUGUGCAUCAAAACGGAACCGAAGCCACGAAUGUGUGAGCAGGCCCGAAAGGAUUCUAAAACUGUAUCGAUUGGAGAGGAUUUGGCAGCCCCGCAAUAGGUCAAACCGAAUGCUCAGUCCUGAGUUCUAAUGAGGCCACGGCGAUGCUGACACCCCCGCUCAAUCCGAAGACGACAUAAUGCUGAAGACGGAGGCCACGGGGGAGAGGACCAGCCUCCGGAGUGCCUCCCCGCACCGCAAUGCCUACCGGGCUGAGUUUCAGGCCCUCAAGAAGGCCUUUGACCAGCCUCAAAUAGAUGGAAACUCCAAACCCAAGGACCUUGAACGGGGGAAACAACCAAGGGGUCGCCAAUAUGGCACACAUGUCAGCCGCAUUAAAGACAUGUUCAUGCAGAUGGGCUCAGAAAGUGCAACUGUUAAGUCAAGGGGUCAAGAUGAUACCUCGCCCCAAAAGCUGGUCAAGCCAACCAAUUUCAUUAACAAGGCUGAUGGACUGGUGAUAAAACUCCAGCAUUCCUCAUCGGCCGAAAGGGUAGGCGGCGCGGGAGCAAAAUUCUCGGAAACCAGGAAGUUGUUUGAACAGCAUUCACGUGACCAGUCCCAAUCACCCGUCUACCCCUACGGACGCGAUAAAAGGGGUUCCCACGAGCACCUGGAUGACUGGCGGGGCGCCAGGUCCAACAGAGGCAGUACCGACUCGCUGGACUCGCUGUGCUCCAGAACGGAGGCGUCGUCGCCAACCGUUAGCCAACUGAGUGCCGUUUUUGAAAACGCCGACCAACACAACCAGGGUACGCCCUUCAGGGGAGUCAGCAGACGGGCCUUGUACUCACCGGAUGGAUUCCACCGCGAUGUUAGUGAGGACGAUGCGCGACAAUCUCCAGUGCGUGGAACUUACCGCAGCAGGAUAGGCGGGAAGUUCCCCUCGUCUUUGUCCGCCGAUGACCUUCUGAGUCCGAGUCACGGCGGGGCCGAGGCUGCGGAGCGCAAGCUAAUCCUACGAGACAAGGAAGCCCAAGAUAAAGCCGAUAAGAGGCAACUAUCCAAUGCCACUACAAAUGGAAGUCAGGUCAAUGGUUCCUGUGAUGAGGACGAGAACCACCCAGCGACGAGACAAUAUAUCGAGAAUAAUGAUGGGUCAACAACGACAAAUGAUGCCAUUACCCAAAAAACUUUUGAGGAUGCGACUCCCGAGCCACCGACCGCACAAACUGCCCCGACUGGAGAAAGCCGAGAAGAUCCGACCAGAGAAGACACGUCUCCAGACUCUCCCAAAGACCGGGCGGACGAACCUGAAGAGGAAUACACGGGGAAUGAGCGGGUGAUUUUUAACGCCGAUGGGGAUGCGUGUUACCAAGGUUGGGGGGAAAGUUGCACUGACCCCGAGGAUGAGCUGUAUGGAGACGACGAAGAUAUCGUCUACGACCCCGGCUCCGAUAUGACUGAGAUUCCUGGUCUGCCGGAGGAGAACAAAGAGGACAUCCCCGCAACAAGGAAGAUUCGCUUUAGCACUGCUCCUAUAACGGUAUUCAACACUUACUCCAACGAGGACUACGACCGCCGCAACGAGGAAGUGGAUCCCGUGGCCUCGUCCGCAGAGUACGAGCUGGAAAAGCGGGUCGAGAAGCUCGAGCUUUUCCCCGUGGAGCUGGAGAAAGAUGACGACGGCUUGGGGAUCAGCAUCAUCGGAAUGGGUGUUGGCGCUGAUGCAGGCCUGGAGAAACUGGGCAUCUUCGUGAAGACCGUCAUUGAAGGUGGAGCGGCCGAAAGAGACAGCAGGAUCAAGGUGAACGACCAGAUUGUGGAGGUGGACGGGACCAGCCUGGUGGGUGUCACACAGAGUUUUGCGGCCUCUGUCCUCAGGAACACAUCGGGAGUUGUACGAUUUGUCAUUGGCCGAGAGCAACCGGGCCAGCAGAGCGAGGUGGCCACGCUCAUCCAGCAGACCCUGGAGCAGGAGAAGAGACAGCGAGAGCUACUGGAGCAGCAGUACGCCCAGUAUGACGCUGAUGAUGAUGAGCAGACAGGCGAGUACGCCACAGACGACGAGGAGGCGGCGCCUGCCGCGCCAAGCGAGGGGAAGAACAUCGAAGUGUUCGACCUGCCCGAGAACGACGACGUCUUGUCGCCGUCGGAUUUGGAUGCCACUAAACUGUUCCAGAAGUUCAGAGAGCUCCAGAUCAAACACACGGUGACUGAGGCCGAGAUCCAGAAGCUUAAAAACAAGUUGGCCUCCGUGGAGAGGGAGAAGCAGCGGUGGGAGAAGGAAAAGAGCCAGCUGAAGGCCAGCAUCGAGGAGAACAAGGAAAGGAUGCUGAAGCUGGAGAGCUACUGGAUCGAGGCGCAGACGCUGUGCCACACGGUUAACGAACACCUCAAAGAGGCCCAGGCGCAGUAUCAGACUUUGGAGAAGAAAUACAACAAAGCCAAGAAACUCAUCAAAGACUUCCAACAAAAGGAGGUGGAGUUCAUCCAGAAGGAGGAUGCUGAAAGGCGACGACUGGAGGAGGCUGAGAAAGCUCACCUGGCGGAGAUCCAGGGACUGCAAGUCAGGAUUGCAACACUAGAGUCGGAGCUGAUGCAGUUGAUGAAGCAGAACAACAUUCAGGUCAACAACAACAACAGCAACAGCGCGGAGAGUCUGCAUGCUCUGCCGCACAGCCCCACCGGAGCUGCGGCACAAGGUCGAGAACUGAGGAAGGGCUCCCCCUACUCACCCAGCAAAGCGAAAGGCUCCAGAGCAGACAGCAUCAGCUCCACAGAGGGAGAGGUCUCAGAGGGGCGCAGCAGCCCAGGACAUAGUCGCUCCGGCUCCAUUCGUAGUGUGGCCUCUUAUGAUCUGGUUCCCAAGGGUCCAGCCAGUGCAGAGGGAUCCCCCAGACGAAUAAACGAAGGUUCUCUUGCAACAUCGAGCCCCUCUCGACAAGUGGAGGAACAGAGACGAGCCCCUGAGUCUGGUUGCACGGAGCAAUUGGUAGAGGACAGCCCUCGGAAAGCCAAGCCAAAAUUUCACGAGGGGCCCGCUUUGAGUGAGGACCUGAGUGCCAGCAGCAGCAGCUCCGUGGAGAUCAGCGGGCUGGCCGGCGAAGCCAAAACAUCAGGACACGCCGAUAACUUGGCGCUUUCAUCUGAUGAGAGUCUGGAUAUGGUAGAUGAUGAGAUCUUAGAAGAAGGGUGGAUUAAGAAGCAGCAUCAGUGGCAGAAUCGCGGCGUGGCAGAAUGGAGCUCUCAGCAAGUGGUCGGCUGGCUUAUGGGCCUCAGUUUAGACCAACAUAUUCCAGAAUUCACUGCCAAAAACAUAAAUGGAGAAAAACUUCUGCAACUGGAUAGCGCCGAGCUCAAGUCCCUUGGAGUAACUUCUUCCCAGGAUCGAUCCUUGAUCAAGAAAAAGAUUAAAGACCUUAAAGUUCUGAUGGAGAAGGCCAAGAGGAACCAUGAGAAAGUGGAGAAACAGCGCGAGAAGCUCAGAAAGAGAGAGAUGGAGCAACAGCAGAAAGAAGCGUGAUAAAGCGCGGCCCAAGUGACCUGAUCCCGUGUGACUCUUUGAAUUUUGGGUUCCCGCAAAGACAAAUUGCAAAGGCUCUAAGAUUGAACCUUGCAGGAUGCCAUUCGUACAGGGUGUGGUUUGAGCUCCAAGUCUACUGUUUUGGGGAAUGUUUUCCAUCACCAAGCAAGUUAAACCAAAACAAACAGUCAGGUUACAGGAUUCUGCCCUUUCAUUUUGCCUCAUUUUACACCGAUCCUGUGUUGUUAGGCAUUUGAAAAUUUGUUUUCUAUUUAUUUUUCAUGUUUGUUGCUGUAAAUUGGGUUUAUUUAUUCAUCUCCAGGGUAAAUCUGUGACAUAGUCAAUGCAUAUUUAUCCUACAUCCUCUCCAGAGCUAACUGUGCUACCCCUUUUUCGGUAUGGAAACAUGUUUUCAGCAUUUAUUCAAUUGCUAUCCAGCCUAAGAGCUGUGUACUAGUCUGCUCUUUAUCCUCACUUGUAAGAUUACAUUUAGAAUGCGUAAUGCGCUCUAGUACAGUGACUGUGUCUCACUAGCAUUUUUCCAGUACGAGUGUCACUUUUGGCUUACUAGUAGCUUGCAAAUGAACCUCUCAAAAAAACUAUGGUACGACACUAGUUACACUCCUCGGCCUAAUGAGUAGGGAUGCGGCACGUACAAGUAGCAUCUAUCUUAAGGUCCACAUACUAGUGUGCUUUUUGUUCUCACUAGUAAGAAUUCAGUGCACUUGUGGACUACAAGAGCACAAUAGGACAAAGACAAGUUCUUUGCACUACAAGUGCCACCAUUAUUAUGCAAUUAAACCUUACUAAUAAACUACUGAGGUGUACUCGUAACUAAUACUAGUAGGCAUGUGUCACAUUAUUAGCCUCCUAAAUGGUCAAACUGCAGCAUUUAUUUACUGUCCAUCCCCAAAUUAAGGUUCCUGUAUGAGUUUGCUCUAUUUCCUUUUUUCUAGUACAAUUACAUUGUUACUAGUGAGGCAAUACUGUGCACGAGGAGACAUCUGAGCAUCACAAGUAUUAGUAGCAAGGCACUGGAUGUUAAUUAGUCGACUGUUAUAAUACCAAUACUAGUGGCGCACAGUUGUCAACUAGGGCACAAAUUUGCCUCACUACGAAUAUACAAUUUUCCUACUAGUUUGCCAAAGCUGUUUUACUGCUGAGGACAAAGAGCAUCCUAGUACAUGGACAUUAAGUUGGAUAUCAAAUAUAUUAAAAAAAAUAAAUAAAUAAUCGAGGCUUUUCAAAUUUCAGGACCUUUCCAUAUAUCAGCCUGUACAGUGGAUACUGAUACAAAUGUGUCUGAUGUGCCAUUUUAAUAGACUCAUAUUUAUACACUCAUCGAUCACUGGAACCUUUACAAUAGGGGGCAAUACUCAUAGUGACCACUAGGUGUCACCACGCUGCUUAGUUUUGCUGUUGAAGGAAAACACUGGAACUUUUCUACUAUAUGUCUCAACUUGCCAGACCACUGGAAGUGCAAACGCUGUAAACUUUUGCACUGGCGUGUGCAAUGUUCCUUGCGGUAUAAAUGCACUGCUAUCCAAUACUGUGAAGCAGGUCUCAAAAGUGGAUGUACUUUAUGACUGCUUCUAAUGGAGACCGCUGGCAAAUGUAAAUGACCAAACCUAUUCUACAAAAAAAAGAAAAAAAAAUUAACUGAACUUCCUGCUGAUAUAUACAGUAUACUGUUGCUUGUCACCCGCUUUGACCUCCUUUUUGUAUUCCUUUUAAAUAACUAAUAUCCAACAGCUGCCUUUAGAAAGUUUAGAGAAUUUUCCUGAAAUAACUCGCGAGACACUUUUUUUUUCCCUGCAAUAAGAAGAAAAAAAAAUAUGAGAUGAAAAAUGAUACUGAGGAAGGAAGGCAGCCAUAUCAUAUAAAUGGUUCACGUCUGUGCACAGACGGGGUUCAAAUUCACAAUUUAUACUUUGAUGUUAGACUGGAAAGGACAUGCAAUGAAUAUAUGAAAAGUGUUACUUCCCUGUCAUUACUGUGAACAGUUCUAUAGGUUUACAAAUAUAGACUGUUGUCACCAUGAUCAAUGUCCACAUUCUUGUUUCUUAUGUCUGUGUAUAUGAACUAAAGUCAACUGAUCACGUAAGGAAAUUACAAUGAGCCAAUAAUGAUUGAUCUAGAAUUGUAUGUUUAUUGAUUCCUUUCCGCAUAAAUGAUUUGAUUUAUUGAUUCAAACUGAAUUGCAAUGUGCUCAAAGGCGGGGUCUUUAACAAAGCGUCUCAUUGCACUUGUUUAGUUUCCUCUCAUCCAUCCAUAUGCUGCCACAAUCUUUUCAUAUUUAUAUCCUAAUUUUUUGUUUCAUUCACUGUGAGACGGUGCAGUGUGCUGAAGCAACUUCUCUUACCUGGUGUGAUGAAUACAAUGCAUAGAUGUGACACUGGUGCUCCCAGCAGGCCAAAAUAAACAGUCCGAGUUGUGUCCACAAGG
This is a messenger RNA of Hippocampus comes (tiger tail seahorse), 7284 nucleotides long. It is a transcript of the gene ppp1r9a, whose product is annotated as protein phosphatase 1, regulatory subunit 9A. The transcript is spliced from 19 exons. The record is from RefSeq and is a predicted model, not a curated record. Gene Ontology annotation, cellular component: cytoplasm; dendrite; actin cytoskeleton. Gene Ontology annotation, molecular function: actin filament binding. Lineage: Eukaryota; Metazoa; Chordata; Actinopteri; Syngnathiformes; Syngnathidae. Gene Ontology annotation, biological process: actin filament organization; neuron projection development; calcium-mediated signaling. The coding region runs from base 1513 to 4839 and encodes 1108 amino acids.